Messenger RNA from Sinocyclocheilus grahami, 3295 nucleotides. RefSeq names its product vinculin-like. Gene Ontology annotation, cellular component: actin cytoskeleton. NCBI's taxonomy places the organism in Eukaryota, Metazoa, Chordata, Actinopteri, Cypriniformes, Cyprinidae. The record is from RefSeq and is a predicted model, not a curated record. Gene Ontology annotation, molecular function: structural molecule activity; actin filament binding. The transcript is spliced from 21 exons. Gene Ontology annotation, biological process: cell adhesion. Bases 1 to 3081 code for a protein of 1026 amino acids.
AUGGCAGAUGAGCAGCAUGGGUUGUUGUUUCAGAUUGGACAGUUGGAAGUGGGGAAGGAGACAGUACAGACCACAGAAGACAAGAUUAUGAAGAGAGACAUGCCUCCGGCCUUCAUUAAGGUGGAGAAUGCCUGUGCAAAGCUGGUGGAAGCAGCUCAUAUGCUGAGGACAGACCCCUACUCUGUCCCGGCCCGUGAUUACCUCAUUGAUGGCUCGCGGGGCAUCUUGUCAGGCACUUCCGACCUGCUUCUGACCUUUGACGAGGCAGAGGUGCGUAAAAUUAUCCGGGUGUGUAAAGGGAUUCUGGAGUACCUGACCGUUGCAGAGGUUGUGGAAACCAUGGAGGACUUGAUCACUUAUACUAAAAACCUCGGACCAGGCAUGACAAAAAUGGCAAAGAUGAUUGACGAGAGGCAACAGGAGCUGACACACCAGGAGCACCGUGUGAUGCUGGUCACCUCCAUGAACACAGUGAAGGAACUGCUGCCUGUGCUUAUAUCAGCCAUUAAAAUCUUUGUGACAACCAAGUGCACCAAGAGUCAUGGUGUGGAGGAGGCCUUGAAGAACAGAAACUACACGUUUGAGAAGAUGAGCGCUGAAAUCAAUGAGAUAAUCAGAGUGCUGCAACUCACUUCAUGGGACGAGGAUGCCUGGGCCAACAAAAAGGACACAGAGGCCAUGAGGAGAGCGCUAGCAUUGAUCGAGUCAAAGAUGGGUCAGGCUAAAGGCUGGCUGAGGGACCCUAGCGGUCUACCAGGAGAUCCGGGAGAGCAUGCGCUGCAUCAGAUACUGGAUGAAGCAGGAAAAGUGGGUGAGCUUUGUGCGGGGAAAGAAAGACGAGAGAUCCUGGGAACGGCCAAGACCUUGGGCCAGAUGACGGAUCAGGUGUCAGAUGUGCGCGCCAGAGGUCAGGGUGCCACCCCUAUGGGUAUGCAGAAAGCUCAGCAGGUGGGCCAGGGUUUGGAUAUUCUGGUGGGGAAAGUGGAGAAUGCUGCUCGAAAGCUGGAAGCCCUGACCAAUGCCAAACAAGCCAUCGCCAAGAGGAUCGACACGGCCCAGAGCUGGCUGGCUGAUCCUAACGGUGGUCCGGAGGGGGAAGAGAACAUCCGUGCUCUUCUGGCAGAGGCCAAGCGCAUCGCUGACCUGUGUGAAAACCCUAAAGAGAGAGACGACAUUCUGCGCUCCAUCAGUGAGGUCGCAGGACUCACUGCGAGACUGGUUGAACUUCGUAAAAUGGGUAAAGGAGAUACUCCUGAGGCUAGAGCGCUGGCCAAGCAGAUUGGCACAGCUUUGCAGAACUUACAGGCAAAAACUAACCGUGCUGUGGCCAACAUGAGACCUGCCAAGGCUGCUGUUACACUAGACGGCAAAAUGGAGCAGGCCUUGCACUGGAUCAACAACCCUGGAGUGGAUGAUCAUGGAGAUCUCAAGGCUAAGAUGCAGGAAGCAAUGACCCAGGAGGUGUCUGAUGUUUUCAGUGAUACGACCACACCAAUUAAACUCCUGGCUGUGGCAGCAACAGCGCCUCUUGAGGCCCCCAACAGAGAGGAGGUCUUUGAAGAAAGGGCGUCUAACUUUGAGAAUCAUGCCAGUAGACUGGGUGCUACAGCGGAGAAGGCUGCUGCCGUGGGAACAGCCAAUAAGAGCACAGUUGAAGGCAUCCAGGCGGCUGUGAAAUCAUCCAGAGAUCUAACACCUCAGGUCACUUCUGCUGCACGCAUUUUGCUGAAGAACCCUGGCAACCAGGCUGCAUACGAGCACUUUGAGACCAUGAAGAACCAAUGGAUUGACAACAUUGAAAAAAUGACCAGUCUUGUGGAUGAAGCCAUUGACACUAAAUCCCUCUUGAAUGCUUCAGAGAAUGCCAUUAAGAAAGACAUUGAUAAAUGCCGGGUGGCAAUGGCUAACGUUCAGCCCCAGAUGUUGGUUGCAGGGGCCACCAGCAUUGCCCGGCGGGCUAACAGGGUCCUUCUGGUGGCCAAACGGGAAGUGGAGAACUCAGAGGACCCUAAAUUCAGAGAACUGGUCAAAGCUGCUUCAGAUGAACUUGGUAGAACUAUCUCACCCAUGGUUAUGGCUGCUAAAGCCGUGGCAGGAAACAUCCAGGAUCCAGGUUCUCAAAAGAGCUUCCUGGACUCUGGCUACAGGAUCUUGGCUGCUGUUGGGAAAGUCAGAGAAGCCUUCCAGCCUCAGGAACCUGACUUUCCACCUCCACCUCCAGACCUUGAUCAGCUGCAUGUCAGUGAUGAUCAGGCUCCCCCCAAACCGCCCCUGCCAGAGGGAGAGGUACCUCCCCCGAGACCUCCACCCCCAGAGGAGAAAGAUGAGGAGUUCCCUGAGCAGAAAGCUGGCGAGAUGGUGAGCGAGCCGAUGAUGGUGGCGGCCAGGCAGCUACACGACGAGGCCCGGAAAUGGUCCAGCAAGCCUCCCCAGCCUGAAGUGACAGACGAGGGUUUUGAGGCCGCUGAGGCAGAAGUAGAUAUAGACGAUGAGGAUGAAUUCACAGACAACGAGGAUGAUUUUGAGCCAGAGCUGCUCUUAAUGUCUUCCAGUCAGCCAGUUAACCAGCCCAUUCUGGCCGCUGCGCAGUCUUUGCACCAGGAGGCUCGCAAGUGGUCCAGUAAGGGUAAUGACAUCAUUGGAGCAGCUAAGCGCAUGGCCCUGCUCAUGGCGGAGAUGUCCCGUCUGGUGCGUGGAGGCAGUGGAAAUAAACGUGCCCUCAUUCAGUGCGCCAAGGACAUCGCCAAGGCCUCCGAUGAGGUCACACGGCUGGCUAAGGAGGUAGCCAAGCAAUGCACCGACAAACGGAUUCGCACAAACCUGUUGCAGGUUUGUGAGCGUAUCCCAACUAUUAGCACUCAGCUGAAGAUCCUGUCCACUGUAAAGGCCACUAUGCUGGGACGUACAAACAUCAGUGAGGAAGAAUCUGAGCAGGCCACCGAGAUGCUUGUGCACAACGCGCAGAACCUCAUGCAGUCCGUGAAGGAGACGGUCAGAGAAGCAGAAGCCGCCUCCAUCAAGAUCCGCACAGACGCGGGGUUCACUCUUCGCUGGGUCCGAAAGACCCCCUGGUACCAGUAAACUGAGGACUAGUUGUUUUCAAUUAGCAAUUCGCAUCCUUGCCUUUUCAAGCAUCUUGAGAUCUGAUGAGGGGUGUUUGGCUCUAGUUUCGGGGAGACUGGUAUUACUUAUUUUUAUUUACUUGCUGGUAUGGGUACUUGGUAGACCUAAAAUGCUCCUUACAGAGGCUAUUUUUGUCCUGUAAGUUUGCUGUAGUUACAGUGUAGGAGUAUAC